AUGGCACGGUCACGCUCUAGAUCCCCCAGGUGGAGGCACAGGUCUUUAUCACCAGUGCCUAGAAGUUCUGAACACUACAAGCAAAGAUAUGAGCAUUAUGGCUACGACUACAGGAAGGAUCCAAAAAGACCCAUCACUUGGAGAAUGGACAAUGAGAAACAUGGACAGAGUAAACCAAGGAUUUCUUCUCGUGAAAAUAUAUAUUAUCGAUCUUACGAGCAUAGAUCACCUUCCCCAAGCACAAGAGGAAACUCUUCAGAAAAGUUUUAUGCUUAUAAGCCUCCCCAAGUAUAUUUACCAGAAAGAGGAGAUGAUAGUAACAGAAGAGCUCAAUAUAUGCCCAGACACUCAGAAGGUAUAUUCUACAAAGAGCACCAGAGGAGUUGUUAUCCCCAGAAAGCACAAGGAAGGUAUAUUCCUGAUGACCACAGAAAUAGAGGAAGUGGAAAAGGAGGGACACCACCUGUGAGAUCAACACCAGAUUCUUUUAGAUUCGAAGGACAUUGGCAUGAAGAUGAACCGAGGCACCAGAGGAUACAAGAUGAAAAAUACUCUCAGUCACUUAGAAGAGGCUCUGAAGAUUUUGAGAAAAGGAGCUCUUUUCAGAGGAGGUAUCCUGAGGAUCAUGAUUUCAGAAAAUAUGGACACACAUCAAAAAGACCUCAAGAUGUGGAGAGGUAUGAAAACAGAGAGCCUGCCAGGAGCCCGCAGUGGAAAUCCAGGCAUUUUUCUGCUCCUUACCAAGAGAAGAAAGAUCAGUGGAACUUCGAAACCCAAACUCAUCGAUAUGCUCCAAGGGAAUUCCCAGAGACCAGUUCAGCAGCCAAGGUAUCCUGUGAUUCUCGCCACAAAUAUUGGAAGACCUCAGACGGCGACAAGGACUUUUAUGAUGGAAGACCUCAGAAGUACCCUAAGGAAGAAGAUAGAAAAUUGGGUUCUCAAAAAUGCCCUGUGAAUAGAGAGUCCAGUUGUUCUCAUGCUGGAAGAGGGAGAGAGACUGAAGGUGGGCAAGUCAGAGAAUCUUCUAAGCCAUCUAAGAAAGACUGCACUGCCUUAACCCAUUCAGAUAAAAGCGAUGUUGAUUCGAGAUCCUAUAAGGACACACGGAAGGACAAAAUAAAGAAAGAAAGGGCUGGCAGUAAAAAGAGCAAUUUUUCCUGUAACCAACUUGAUAAUAGUGAUUCUGACUUGAAGCCUUCAUUUGUAUUUCUUAGGAAGAAAUCACUUACAGUUAAAGUAGCUGUGAAGCAAACACAGGAUACAUCUAGGGUUGCUUCUAGCUAUUCCAAAGAGAGACAGAUGUCACAUGAUUUGGUUGCUGUUGGCAGGAAAAAUGAAAAGUUUCAUCCAGUGUUUGAACAUCUUGACUCAACUCAGAAUACUGAAAACAAACCUACAGGAGAAUAUGCUCAGCAAAUCAUAACUAUAAUCCAUCAAGUUAAAGCAAAUUAUUUUCCAUCACCUGAAGUAACUCUGCAUGAGCGUUUCUCAAAAAUUAAAGUUAAAAAAGCUGCAGAUGUAAAGGCAACUAAGUUGAGCUCGGAUCCAGAAAUUCACAGGAGAAUAGAUAUGUCUUUGGCCGAGCUUCAGAGUAAACAAACUAUGGUAUAUGACUCAAAACAGACUCUGGUCAAAAUAAUAGAUCCAAAUGACCUACGACAUGACAUUGAAAGAAGGAGAAAAGAACGGUUACAGAAUGAAGAUGAGCACAUUUUUCACAUAGCUAGUGCUGCAGAGAGGAGUGAUCAGCAUUCCAGUUUUUCAAGGUCAAAGGAUACUCAUGUUGAUGGAUUCCAAAAACCUACAUCUAUUGAAAAAUCAAAUUUUAGAAAAUUUAUUCAGAAACCUUACUCAAUUUAUCCUGUGCAGAGAAAAGAUAUUACUCACAGACCAUUUGAAGGUGAGGAAAGCCAUCAAAAUACAAGAGGCUUUAGAAGACCUUUUAAGACCAACUUUAGAGGUGGCAGAUUUCAUUUCCAACAUAAAUCAGACCUAGUACAGAAGAGCUUGUACAUUCAGGCUAAAUAUCAGCGUUUACGGUUCGCUGGUCCAAGGGGAUUUAUCACUAAUAAAUUCAGAGAAAGAUUACUGAGGGAAAAAAAGGAAUAUACAAACAUUGACCCAGCAGUCUAA
Rangifer tarandus platyrhynchus (Svalbard reindeer) is the source of this 2133-nucleotide messenger RNA. The record is from the annotation of a GenBank genome assembly. NCBI's taxonomy places the organism in Eukaryota, Metazoa, Chordata, Mammalia, Artiodactyla, Cervidae.